Amoebophrya sp. A120 is the source of this 1816-nucleotide messenger RNA. Lineage: Eukaryota; Dinophyceae; Syndiniales; Amoebophryaceae. The record is from the annotation of a GenBank genome assembly.
GUAGCUACCUGAUCUCGUCGUCCUGCCCUUGAUAAUUGACUUAUUGAGACAGCUCAGCUGCUGAUGAUGUUCUUCGCAAACGGAGAUGAUCCUCCUCGUGCCAAUCAAAAACUCGUGUAGUAUAAUCAGUUUCGCUGUCGUUCGUUUGGUGAGAAGCAAAUAGAGACUUCACAGCUCUGAACGCCCUGCCUUCUACGGCUUCGAGCCUUCUUGUAGUGCCAAACUCGAUGAGCACAGACAGGAGAUAUCGUAGUCUUUCUACCAAGUAGAUGAGAGGGUCGUCGCGGUCAUCGUCUGAAGAUGCGUAAAAUGAAACGUAAGACAAGCGGGUCGUGUGGUUCCAUUUGAUCAAUGAAUAACUCUUGCGAGGGCAUUCAUAAUUGCGAAAUCACAAUCCAUCGUACUCAAUGAAACGGCAAAUGCUAAUGCAGUAGAAAAAUCUUUCGCGUUUUUUCGCCUUUGCUUUUUGCAAGACUUGCCUCGUCAUCUGUCUAAAAGCUUUUUGCUUUGCGAGACACACAAAAACCCUGCCAAGAUGUUGGACUUGAUGACUCUCGGUUUCUCCAUGGGCUUGCAGUCCGAAAUGCAGAACAUCCGCAAGGAGUCCGAGUGUGGGAAUGUGUUCGACAGCUCGGUGGAAGAAGCGGAAACCACCACCGUCUUCUCCACGGCGGCUUCCGCGGUCGAAUCGGCGCUGCAUUCCGUCGAGAACGCGGCUUCGGUGGUUCUGUCCGCCCUGACGCCCAGUGCCGAGCAGGUGGAUCAGGUACGACUGGAGUUUCUCGUACUGCUGUGCUCCGUCCUGAGCAGUUCCGCGCAAAAACAAUCAUGAAUCAAUCACUUCGGUGCUCUUGAUGAAGAAAUCUUUGUCAUAGUCAUACUUACAUAGUACGUGAUGAAUUCCGUAUAGCUAUACAUAGUCAGCCUCACUCUGUCGUGCAAAAACGCAUUGUACAACAUCGCAACCAAAAAAGGUGAUGUCCUGCUUCACCACCACCACCGUGCCGCAGCUGGACUUGACUCUGCCGCUGAAGCCGAAGAAGAUGUGAAGUUUUUCACAUGUUGUGAAACAAACCGCCGGAUAGAGAAGAAAAUGUGACUUAGUCACAAGCAAGAAAAAAAGGUAGUAUGAUAACGUUUCAACGACCGAUUUCAAUACACUUGAGACCUCACUUAAUAGCGUUGUUUGACCAGCAUUUCUUUUAGUAGUUUUAUCCAGCUUUGAAAAGCAUCAAUUUGUGCACGACGUAUUUCGAAAAUCUAUUCUCCAAAGACAAAUCGAAAUCUUGUAACUAGAACCAGUUUUGAUAAACUUAAAAGCCACUUUUGUCUUCACGUCGUAAUCUACAUUGUAUCAACAUACCAACUUCAAAAUCUACAAAAUGAACGUAAGAAAAUGUUUCACUUGUUUCACAACGCGUAGAACAGAUCUCCAGGAUAUCUUAGCAGCAGGAGUUUUACUUCUACAAAUUUCCCGGUGGCCACGUAGUACGCUUAGACUUACACUAGAGUCCGGUCCAGGACCGAUGUAAUGCUAUUGCCCCGCAGCUGCAUUUAUCGACGGUGACGACAUACACUAGGACGAACCGCGGAAAUAACACAACAGGAGGAGGACUCAAAAACCCGUACUACCAUCGUCAUCAAUUUGAAAAAAAAACAUCAUCAAGGUGAAAGACCUUUAUCUUGUUAGGUACUUGCGCUGCAGCAUCGGCGCUUGAUACAUAUUGACGGAGCAUAAUAUCGCAAAUUGAAUAUUCUUCCGCACCGGUCUGUCGCUUUGCAUCGGUCGUGCAAGAAAAAAGCGACUCAAACAAGU